Thermothielavioides terrestris NRRL 8126 is the source of this 468-nucleotide messenger RNA. RefSeq lists its product as uncharacterized. The record is from RefSeq and is a predicted model, not a curated record. The transcript has 2 exons. Lineage: Eukaryota; Fungi; Ascomycota; Sordariomycetes; Sordariales; Chaetomiaceae. Bases 1 to 468 code for a protein of 155 amino acids.
AUGAGUUUUCGCACAGUUGACAACCCGAGCUCCUCGUUUCUAAAAUUAUACCCUGCGGCCAGUCCCGGCCAUCCCUUCGGAAGAUUUCCCGCACAGCAGGGUACCGUGGCGACGCUGCGUUUCACCCACGAGGCCACCCAAACCGGCCUCGUUUGGAUGUGGGGUUGGAUGGGUCGCAAGCGCGCUCACCCGAUUCUCGAGGAGCACUUGGAAGCGCAGGAGAAGCAGGUGCUCGUUCCUGCCGCGAGCGACACCACCGCUCUCGGCGUGACAGUGGCAGGAACCACCGAACAGGACACCCAACCACAGAGCAGGCCGGCACUUGGCCAAAUGCGGUCGCGCAAGGCACGGAGUCGCGCAAGGGACGGAGCCGGCAGCGGGUCAGGGGAAGCGAGCCUGCCGCCGGCCGGCGGCUUACUGCGGUAUUCUCUCUCGCCGGAGAUGGUGGACACUUGCGUCCCCACCUAA